This is a messenger RNA of Coprinopsis cinerea okayama7#130, 3012 nucleotides long. RefSeq lists its product as hypothetical. NCBI's taxonomy places the organism in Eukaryota, Fungi, Basidiomycota, Agaricomycetes, Agaricales, Psathyrellaceae. The coding region runs from base 1 to 3012 and encodes 1003 amino acids. The transcript has 4 exons. The record is from RefSeq and is a predicted model, not a curated record.
AUGGCGUCCUCCGCUGCGUCCACCGUUCUUCAGGCGGUUCCGCCAGCCCUGACGUUCCUUGUCCCGUUGUUUGCCCUCGUUCUCCUCGCGUUGGUUCUUUCACAUCGACCAUGGCAUGCGCGGAGGGGGUUCAAAACUCAAAGCAGCCGGACAGAGGCGGUUGUGGCGUACAUCGCCAUUGGCGCAUUGGCCGUCUUGUCGACACUCUAUGGCGCACUAGGACUCAGAACGGCUCUAGCCGACAGCCAUGGCGUUGGCCUGGGAAUGAGAGUCGGGGCCUCGGUGCUCUACCUGAGCAACGAAUAUGCAGAAGUUAGGUUGAAGACCUAUUGGCUCGUUCUGCUCGUAAUCGAGCUCGUCUGCGCGACGCUGGUCUCUCUCGUCUUCGCUGCCGUACCGCGCGAGUCGAUGUCGCCCAGCGUACCUGCUGCACUUUGGCUGGCGUUUAUUGGCACCGUCAUCCCCUUUCUGCUCGUCGCGAUGCGCGUCGCCAAACAGGGGCCAAACAACAACGCGCAUGUGACCCCGACAGAGGGAACUCGCACGCCUUCCUUCAGCGGCACUCGGCUUUCGACCAUCGCUAGCAUCGAACCUCGCUCUCCUAUUUCUUCGCUCCAGUCGCUCCCGUGCUCAGAGUCUGGUCAUGAGAAAGUGCCCAGCGUUUGUUCGACAUCGGAUGUCACAUUUGUCAACCAUUUGCAUCCUCCGCACCAUCCCAAUCGCACCGGACUCCCUCCCCGCGAUUUGGAAGCCGGCACCGCUCAAGUCGCAGCCAGUCCAUCAUCGUUAAGACUGAGAAUCGGGAAUGGUCGAUCACAAAGUCUACUGGUCUUUCUUGUUGCAUCCCAAUUCGCGGCUUUGGUGGCGUUCGUGCUCGAGAUCGUAGCCGUCAACGUCGCCCGUUCGGCGACCCCCAAUUCGGCACCCUCGUCUGCCACGAAAAGAUCUUCCGCAUAUGCUACCCUCCAGAUCUUUCGGACUGCAGUGAUGGUCCUCUGCAUCAUUGGUGUUAUGGCUGCAUUCCUUCUUCACGCAUAUAAUGCUUAUUUGCGCGCUCCAUCCACUAUCCGUCAAUCUACCACCACAGCUGACGCUGCUCUCCCACCUGCGGUCGACCUGUCCAGAAUGAACGCCAUCACUGUCUCACUCUCGACAACGACCACCACAUCCCCACCGUUUGCGGCGAACAAGCGGCGACCCUUGGGUCAACCUUGUGCACCCUCAGCUUUUAAUAAGAGUGCCAAGAAGUUCUCCCUCGGGGGUGGUUUUACGGAUAUCGCUCUUAGCGCGGUCCAUCGCCAGGUUGUUUUCACGAAUGCUGGCCCCGCUCACCAUCGUGAUGGAUCAGAUGAAGGGCUCUACCUCAACAGUAAACCUGCGCCAACCCUCUCUCGCCAAACUUCCUCCUCCUCUUGCGCUUCAUCCUUCGAGACACCCAUGGCAAGGAGCGUACCCGCCAACUCGGUCCUGAUGUCCCCCGAACCCUCUCCCUCCGCCCUUCCCACUCCAGUGCGCGAUUCCAAGUUCGACGACGAGGAGAACUUCGAACCUGGCUAUGCCUACAUCUAUACGGACAAGACCACGGUCGCCGCUGAAAAGACCGCUGUGGCCCAAACAGACCCUCUCGACGUCGGAUUGCCGGUCCCGUUCCAAGGACAACCACAGGGUGCUCGGACCACUUCUGUGGCCUCUUCGGUCUAUACAUCUCCAAGCAAGCCUCAAUUGUCCUUGAACAACUCUUACAAUAGUUCAGCGUUCACCAAUGUGGCCGUCGAGAACGCCUUUUCAUCGUCGUCGUCUCCGUCUUUGUCUCCUCCUCAAACCCCCAUGAGUACCCCCAUCGACAUCCCUACUUCCAAAUCUUUCUCCAACCCUUACCCAACCCCGCGAUCGACCCCUACUACAUCAUCCUUCGCCGACAGCCCGACCCUCCCCGUCCUCCCCAUCACUCCUACUCGGACGUCACCACAUACCUCGCAACGGCCACAUACAUCCUGCAGUAGCAAGUUCAGUCUUGGUUCUCGCUCGCGGUUCUUCGAGAGACCCAGUAUGGAAACCGAACGUCAGCCAUCCCAAUGCUCUACUCCCACACGCAGUCGAGAGUCCACACCCACUCCUACUCCCACACGAGCGCCCACUCCUGGUCUGAGCUUGACGCCUUUCAUCGGUGUCCACGUCCGCAAGCGCGACUCGACCAGCUCCAAGUCUCGUAAUCACUCUCCCAGCCCUCCUUCAUCCUUCAUGGCCAAUCUGAAGGGGAAGGCGAAGAGCCUCUCUUCCAAGCAUGACUCCUUCGUACAAGGCUUGGAAGGUAUUCGGAACGGGCUUGGCAGUUCUGGGAAGACGAAGUAUCCACUUCGUUCCUCGAACUCACAUUCAAGUCUGGGCCUUGGGAUCAGCAGCGGCUUUAAGUUCCCUCAAUUGACACGGCGAGCUUCCGAACUCGACAAGGGAAGACGUAAUCGAUCCUCGACUAGUAUCAACUGUUCACCAGAGAGCAGCAACCCUUCGGUGCACGAAGUCGACGAGGGGGAUUUCAUGGACUUGCGGGAUCCCUUUGCACCUCCGAGUGUGGCAGAGGGUGGCGCCCUUCGGAUUGUCACUCGGGAGGAGUUGAACAUACGGACAGGGAGGGAGAGUAGGAGUGCGUAUCGAGAUGAAGAAGUGUUCGAGAUGGACAAAGAUGGAAAUUGGUCUGGGUCUUUGGGUCGAUCCAGGGGUCAGCGGAUGAGCGCGUGGGGCAACCUUCCACUCAGCCAAUCUAACCCCAGUAGUCCGAUUCGACGCCCCUCGAGCCCUUCUGCCACCAAGAUAUUGUCUAUGAGGCCAUCGAAGCAUCGAGUCGACAAGGUCAAGCUCAAAAGCAAAUCGUCCAAGGCCUCGAGCAAAUCCGAAGGCAGCAGCCCGGAUCGACAUGUCCCCCCUCUUGAAGCCGUUUCCGACGACAUUGGAGUGUUCGAGGAGGCUUUGUUGGCACAACAGUUGUUAGAGAGACUCGGUGGUGGUCUCUAA